Oryctolagus cuniculus (rabbit) is the source of this 405-nucleotide messenger RNA. NCBI's taxonomy places the organism in Eukaryota, Metazoa, Chordata, Mammalia, Lagomorpha, Leporidae. The record is from RefSeq and is a predicted model, not a curated record.
AUGACGUUUUAUCCACGUGCCGAACAAAAAGAUUGUGCUUUUCUCCAAAACCACUUUGACGGUGAUUUUUCGGUAAUAUGUCAUUUGCUUCUAAAUUCUUCACCAAGCACGUGGCUUGGAUCCAUCUACGAGUUGCUCUACGUUCUUUCUUUUCUGCUGACCGCCCUCGGGGGCAACUCCUUGCCCAGCGCCAAAGACAUCAAGAAGAUCCUGGACAGCAUGGGCAUCGAGGCGGAUGACGACUGGCUGAACAAGGUCAUCAGUGAGCUGAACGGGAAGAAGAUUGAGGAUGUGAUCACGCAGGGUAUUGGCAAGCUGGCCAGUGUGCCCGCCGGCACGGCUGUGGCCGUCUCUGCCACCGCAGGCUCCGUGGCCCCUGCUGCCAGAUCGGCGCCCACCACCUGA